Messenger RNA from Pseudomassariella vexata, 969 nucleotides. RefSeq lists its product as uncharacterized. Lineage: Eukaryota; Fungi; Ascomycota; Sordariomycetes; Amphisphaeriales; Pseudomassariaceae. The annotation marks the transcript as partial. The record is from RefSeq and is a predicted model, not a curated record. The transcript has a single exon. Gene Ontology annotation, molecular function: gamma-glutamylcyclotransferase activity.
UACCGGCCCAUAUCUAGCAUCCCGCGCGCCUCACCCGAGCGCCUCGCCCUCGCAUCCCCCGACAAACCCCCCUCCCCCGACGCCGCCAACACCAUCCUCUACCUGGCCUACGGCUCCAAUCUCUGCGCCGAAACCUUCCUCGUAGGUCGGGGUAUCCGGCCCAUUUCCCAAAUCAACGUCUCGGCCCCAAGCUUCGACCUAACCUUCGACCUCCCGGGCAUCCCCUACAGCGAGCCCUGCUUCGCCAACAUCGCGCCACGCAAGCUCCCCAAACCCCCUCCAAUCGACGACCCGACCAAACCCCCCAUCGGCCCUCCUCCCCACAAUACGCUACCCUCCCUUCCCGUCCGCCGCCCAACUUGGUCCAAAGGUCUCAUCGGCGUAGUUUACGAAGUAAGCCCAACGGACUAUGCCACCAUAAUCAACACGGAGGGCGGGGGAGCGGGAUACCAGGAUAUUCUUGCCCCCUGCGUUGCCCUACCCCCUCCGUUCCAAAUCCCCGAGAAACCGCCCGUCCCCGAAAUUCCCAAGCCGUUUCUCGCACACACGCUCUACGCGCCCCGGCUGCCCGCCGAUCCGCCUACGGAUAGAUGGUACCAGAAAUUCCUGACACCGGUGCGGCGGCCCGAGGCAGACUACGCGCAGCCCAGCCCGCGGUACCUGAAGAAGAUCCGCGACGGUGCGGCGGAGCAUUAUUUGCCGGACGAGUAUCAGGCGUAUCUGGCCCGGCUGGAUGCGUACGAGAUCACGCGGCGGAAGCAAGAGGUGGGGAAGUGGUUGUUUUUCUUGCUCUGGUCGCCUGUGUUCGCUACGAUGUUGGCACUGGCGAAGCUGCUAGCGGAUGAGAAGGGGAGGGUGCCGAGGUGGUUAGGGGUGACGAUGAGUGUGUUUUUUAAUAUGAUUUGGAUGAGCUAUGAUCGGUUCUUUAAGAGCCGGUUUGGGGAUGGGGAAAGGACUAUGGAGGAUGAU